AUAUGCUUGGAAACGAUGGCGGAUAGUGAUAUCGUCCGUCGGUUACCAUGUGGGCAUACAUUCCAUUCGGGUUGCAUUACUCCAUGGUACCUGGGGCAACAUUAUACUUGUCCCUUGUGCGUAUCACACUUCAUGCCAUCGGGGUGUGCACAUGUCAGA
Messenger RNA from Fusarium oxysporum Fo47, 159 nucleotides. RefSeq lists its product as uncharacterized. Gene Ontology annotation, molecular function: ubiquitin protein ligase activity. The annotation marks the transcript as partial. Gene Ontology annotation, biological process: ubiquitin-dependent protein catabolic process. The transcript has a single exon. The record is from RefSeq and is a predicted model, not a curated record. Lineage: Eukaryota; Fungi; Ascomycota; Sordariomycetes; Hypocreales; Nectriaceae.